CCGCAGCCCGCGCCUCCCCGCCCGCCCUUCCUCCCGCCCGCGCCGCGCAGCUCGCCGCCGCAGCCCCCGGACCCGGAGGAUUAUGAGCGAGCCAUGAGGCGGCUGCGGCGCUGGGCGUUCGCGGCGCUGCUGCUGCUGCUGCCGCUGCUCCCCUCGCCCGGUGUGGGGACCCGGGGUCCCGCCGGAGCUCUGCGCUGGAGGGUCUCUCCCCCGUUGGGGGGCCUGGAAGCCCCGGAGGUCACAGAGCCCAGCCGUCUGGUGGGGGAGAGCUCCGGGGGAGAGGUCCGAAAGCAGCAGUUGGACACCAGGGUCCGCCAGGAGCCUCCUGGUGGCCCGCCUGUCCACCUGGCCCAGGUGAGUUUCGUCAUCCCAGCCUUCAACUCAAACUUCACUCUGGACCUGGAGCUGAACCAUCACCUUCUCUCUUCGCAAUAUGUGGAGCGCCACUUCAGCCGGGAGGGGCCCACCCAGCACAGCACCGGGGCUGGAGACCACUGCUACUACCAGGGGAGGCUCCGAGGGAACCCGAACUCCUUUGCUGCCCUCUCCACCUGCCAGGGGCUGCACGGGGUCUUCUCUGACGGGAACUUCACCUACAUCAUGGAGCCCCACGAGGUGGCCAGGCCUCAGGAAACCCUCCAGGGACCCCUUCCCCACCUCAUUUACCGGACCCCUCUCCUCCCAGCCCCCCUCGGAUGCAGGGAACCAGGCUGCCUGUUUGCUGCCCCUGCCCAUUCUGCUUCUCCGAACCGACCAAGGCUGAGAAGGAAAAGGCAGGUCCGCAGGGGCCACCCUACAGUGCACAGUGAGACCAAGUAUGUGGAGCUGAUUGUGAUCAACGACCACCAGCUGUUUGAGCAGAUGCGACAGUCGGUGGUCCUCACCAGCAACUUUGCCAAGUCCGUGGUGAACCUGGCAGAUGUGAUGUACAAGGAACAGCUGAAUACCCGCAUCGUGCUGGUUGCCAUGGAAACGUGGGCAGAUGGGGACAAGAUCCAGGUGCAGGAUGACCUCCUGGAGACCCUGGCCCGGCUCAUGGUCUACCGGCGGGAGGGCCUGCCUGAGCCCAGUGAUGCCACCCACCUCUUCUCGGGCAGAACUUUCCAGAGCACCAGCAGUGGCGCUGCCUACGUGGGGGGCAUCUGCUCGCUGUCCAGGGGUGGGGGUGUGAACGAGUAUGACAACAUGGGGGCCAUGGCGGUGACCUUGGCCCAGACGCUGGGGCAGAACCUGGGCAUGAUGUGGAAUAAACACCGGAGCUCGGCAGGGGACUGCAAAUGUCCGGACAACUGGCUGGGUUGCAUCAUGGAGGACACUGGGUUCUACCUACCCCGCAAGUUCUCGCGCUGUAGCAUCGACGAGUAUAACCAGUUUCUGCAGGAGGGCGGCGGGAGCUGCCUCUUCAACAAGCCCCUCAAGCUCCUGGACCCGCCUGAGUGCGGGAACGGCUUCGUGGAGGCGGGGGAGGAGUGCGACUGCGGCUCGGUGCAGGAGUGCAGCCGCGCGGGCGGGAACUGUUGCAAGAAAUGCACCCUGACUCACGACGCCAUGUGCAGCGACGGGCUCUGCUGUCGCCGCUGCAAGUACGAGCCGCGGGGUGUGUCCUGUCGAGAGGCCGUGAACGAAUGCGACAUCGCGGAGACCUGCACCGGGGACUCGAGCCAGUGUCCCCCCAACCUGCACAAGCUGGAUGGUUACUACUGUGAUCACGAACAGGGCCGCUGCUACGGAGGUCGCUGCAAAACCCGGGACCGGCAGUGCCAGGCCCUUUGGGGCCAUGCGGCUGCUGAUCGCUUCUGUUACGAGAAGCUGAACGUGGAGGGGACAGAACGUGGGAACUGUGGGCGCAAGGGGUCAGGCUGGGUCCAGUGCAAUAAACAGGAUGUGCUCUGUGGCUUCCUCCUCUGUGUCAACAUUUCUGGAGCUCCUCGGCUGGGGGACUUAGGGGGAGACAUCAGCAGCGUCACUUUCUACCACCAGGGCAAGGAGCUGGACUGCAGGGGUGGCCACGUGCAGCUGGCCGAUGGUUCAGACCUGAGCUACGUAGAGGACGGCACAGCCUGCGGGCCCAACAUGCUGUGCCUGGACCAUCGCUGCCUGCCAGCCUCUGCCUUCAACUUCAGCACCUGCCCUGGCAGCGGGGAGCACCGGAUCUGCUCCCACCACGGGGUCUGCAGCAAUGAAGGGAAAUGCAUCUGUCAGCCAGACUGGACGGGCAAGGACUGCAGUAUCCACAACCCCCUGCCCACGUCUCUGCCCACAGGGGAGACGGAGAGAUAUAAGGGUCCCAGCGGCACCAACAUCAUCAUCGGCUCCAUCGCCGGGGCUGUCCUGGUUGCAGCCAUCGUCCUGGGCGGCACAGGCUGGGGAUUUAAAAACAUCCGCCGAGGAAGGUAUGACCCGACCCAGCAGGGGGCAGUGUGACGCCGGCCACGCCAUCCCUCCCGCUGUCCCUGUCUCCUCCAUCUCAUUCGUCACCUCGCAUUCUGUGGAUGGGGAGCUGGGGCUGGUUCCUCCACCCUUGCUGUCACUGCUGUCACUACAGGGGUGGGAGAACCCCACUCCAGGAAGUGUCCUCGACUUGCCCCUUGCCCCUUCCUCCAGUCCAUCCACCCCCUCAGGCCUUGGUCGUUUAACUCCUGCCCUUCCUACGGCCAGACCACCUCUGGCCCCGUGGACCCUGGAGCUGUGCCCCCGCCCACACAGGCCCUAACCCCUGGGAAGGGAGCCUACCUCUGCGUCCCAUCUGUUUUGUCUUUCAUGUCACCGCUGUCUGACCUCCCGCCAGAUCCCCUCCCUGACCAGCCUGUGACUUGCUGUCUCCAGGGCCCAGCACUGACCUCCCAGGGCCCAGCUCGAGGGCUCUCCUGGGCCCUGCCUUAUAUCCUCCCCUGAUGCCCCCUCUCCAUUCCAGGUCUGGAGGAGCCUAAGUGCCCUCCCACUCCCUCCGAGCCUGGCGUCCACCAUCUCGGCCCUGAACCAGGAGUCUGCCCCCGCCCAGCCACGGAGGGAGGCAUCAAGCAAAUGUCUUGCGGGCUCAGCCCUUCAACCCCCGGCCCUACAGGGGCUUGGGGCCGGGUUGUGGCCCCGCCCUCACACCACCAGGGUGGACCAGGCCUGCAAGGCAUUUCCCCCAUGGUCCCCCACCCCACCUCAUGCAGCUUUGGCCUUGCACACCAACCCUCCCUGUGUGAAUGUACCUUCCAUCAUCACAGAUUGCCACAGCUCAAGUUGGGUGGGGGGAGGACUAGAGGGGUGCCCCAGUGGGGCAGGCAGCCACCAGUGGGCAUGGCCUGGGAUGGCCCCUCCUCAAAACCUGGCAGCUGGGACCAGGCAGGGUUUAAGCUCUCUGGGACCUAGUGGGAGAGGGCUGACAUCUACAUUCUUUUUUUUUUUUUUUUUUACUGA
This is a messenger RNA of Globicephala melas (long-finned pilot whale), 3408 nucleotides long. RefSeq names its product ADAM metallopeptidase domain 11 (gene ADAM11). NCBI's taxonomy places the organism in Eukaryota, Metazoa, Chordata, Mammalia, Artiodactyla, Delphinidae. Gene Ontology annotation, molecular function: metalloendopeptidase activity. The record is from RefSeq and is a predicted model, not a curated record. Gene Ontology annotation, biological process: proteolysis.